CACGCAUUACAAAACUUUUAUUCCCAAACGCCCCCAGGUUGAAAGUCUCACGCAGAUCGCGGACCAUACAAAAUCGUAGCUGUAGUUGGACCGUCGGACCGACGGCCCGACGUGCGCUCUGUAUGUCUAGUCUCAAGAGGUGACUAAUAAUGAUCAGUCAAACGCGUCCUUUACGACCUUCCCCGACGCCGUAGCCUAGCUAUUUUGAAGCGAACGCAUAGAGCUUUGACACGUAGACAUUAUAAAGCUCGGCAGGUAUCAUUGUGAAAGAUUGGAAUAGUCAUCCUGGCUCAAGUUUAAACACAUCGUCUCCAUAUAAAUGCCUCCGUACUCAAUGUCCUAGGACUCAAGUGCCUUCCUUCGCCUCUCGACAUUGUCGCUGGAUCAUGUCCGAUACUUCUGGUCGAUCCUCCUCAUCUAAGAGUCAUCUACCUAAGGGAAGCGCGUGCUUGAAUUGCAGGCGUCGUAAGAUAAAAUGUGACGGGAGGAGGCCUCUCUGUGGUCCUUGCUCAUUAUCAGACGCGUUUCGUGACUGUGAAUACACCGAAAGAGGGAUGAGCAGUAAAACGCAAACCCUAGAAGCACAGAUAUCAGUCCUUGAAAAUCGCAUUCAAGAACUAGAGAAAACAGGUCCGAUGAGUCGUUUGGAGAAUACUGGCCAAUCUCACCAAAACACUCGUCUAGAUUUUUUUCAAUCCCAUGACACUCCAUGUUCCUCCGAUUCAUUUUCGUUUCAGCUGCAUGAAACUAUAUUACGGUCUUUCUUACGAUAUUGUUCGGAAAUCGGCUUUUUCCUUGAUCAGGCUCGCUUUGCAGAUUCUGCUACGCUUCCAAACGUUAUGAAACCCUCCGCGGCUCUUCUUAGCACCGCAUACCUAUGGGGGAUUCACCUUUCCGAUUCGGAUGAGAUUUUAGCCUACGAAGAAGUGUUUCUUGCUCGUGCCCUCCAAAGUACCGCUCAAGGACUUUCCGGCAAUCAUCCUCAGCGAGUCAUACACUGUCUCCAAGCGGAAGUUCUAUUGGCGCACUACUUCUUUCGUAAGGCCAGAAUGUUGGAAGGAAAGUACCACACCUCCUCAGCUGUUUCGUUGGUGUUGAGUGCACGCUUACACAAGAUCCGCUCGGUCGAGGGAAAUGGGCCAUCUAUACUUCCUCCCCCGACAGAUAGUAUAGAAGAGGAUGAAAGAAUAAAGGCGUUCUGGACGGUCUUCAUUUUGGAUAACUGCUGGACGGCAGCAGAUGGAUCGCCAUCCAACUUCUCGAAUGGCUCUCCUGAUGGUAGGAUUGACCUUCCUUGGCCAUUGGGUACCCAGAUCCAAUUUCCUCGUGGCUAUCGGACCAGCCAUACCGUUCAGAAGUUCCUAGCCAACCAAAACGAGGAUUAUGGUACUUCAACAACAGCAUUAUAUGCGAAAGCGUCGAUCAUAUUUCAGCAAGCAUCUCGCAUUGGGCUGCGCUUUAGAUCCGGGAUGUCGCAACAAGAAGCUUCUCGUUUCUUCGCUUCUUUCACCUCAAUGGAACGCGUCAUCCAAAGUUUCAUUGAAAGUCUAUCAUCAGUUCAAGCUACGCUCGCAUCUGCCAACCCCUCCACUUCACUCAUGAUCCACACCUUAGCUCAUGUUUCAAUGAUACAACUUCACGCCCCGUUUAUCUCACGGAAUCCUUCUUCUCGUGGAUGGGUCGCGACUCAUUCUCGUGCAGCGGUUCAGGUUCUAAGCAAUAUUGAUAUUUCCGGCACACCAUUUCUGGAUUCAUUUAUUGCUUCAUGCCGGCAUCGGAACCGAUGAGACUAUUGGGUGAAGUUAUGGCUUCAAUGAGGACUGUGGCACC
Molecule: messenger RNA, 1830 nt
Organism: Guyanagaster necrorhizus
Lineage: Eukaryota; Fungi; Basidiomycota; Agaricomycetes; Agaricales; Physalacriaceae
Exons: 7
Coding region: 387-1787 (466 amino acids)
Biological process (GO): DNA-templated transcription; regulation of DNA-templated transcription
Cellular component (GO): nucleus
Molecular function (GO): zinc ion binding; DNA binding; DNA-binding transcription factor activity, RNA polymerase II-specific
Source: RefSeq, a predicted model, not a curated record